GCUGACCUACUCAACGUGCCACUGGCAGGUGCUAUAAAUGCCGCAGAGCUCAAGCUCCGUCAGCCAGUCCCAGCCAGUCUCAAGUGCUAUGUGCGCCACAAUUUCGCUCGUCGCGUGCAUCCUGAUCGCAUUCUAUCUAUGGAUGAGGCACCGCUACUCCUACUUGAAACGUCGCGGCAUUGCGCAUGAGGCACCCGUGCCGCUGUUUGGAAACAUUUGGGGCUGGCGCAUCACCCAGCACACCUCGCAGAUGCUACAAAAACUUUAUGUCAAGUACAAGGACUCUGGCCCGUUCUUCGGCAUGUACUUCUUCAUGAAGCCCGUGUAUGUCGUCACGGAUAUGGAACUACUGAAGCAGGUCUUCAUCAAGGACUUCAGCAACUUCGACAGUCGAGGUCUGUUCUACAACGAGCAGGAUGAUCCCCUGUCGGCCCACCUCUUCGCCAUUGACGGUCCCAGGUGGCACAAUCUGCGUCCCCGCUUGACGCCCAUCUUCAGUGGCGCGAAGAUGAAGCUCAUGUUUCCAUCAGUGCUGCGAAUUGCUCGACAACUGUCCAGUGUGGUGCAGGAGCGUUGUGCCGGGCACGCUACGCCCUUGGAGGUCACCAAGCUGCUAGCCUGCUAUACGAUGGACACCAUUGGCACCGCCAUCUUCGGGCUGGAGUGCAAUAGUCUGCGCGAUCCAAAGGCUCCCUUUGUGCAGAUGGGCCUGAACGCGAUGCUGAAGAAGCGCAUCGACUACCUAUUCUGCUUGUUCUUUCCCGAGCUCAGCCUCAAGUUGCACAUCAAGCGUACGCCAGCCGACGUGGAGGCCUUCUACAUGAAGCUGGUCAAAGACACCAUCAGCCACAGAGCGGAGCAGAAUAUCAAGCGCAACGAUCUCGUUGAUAUCAUGGUGGAGAUGAAACAGAAAUACGAUCGAGGCGACACAGCUGAGGGUCUAACGCUCAAUGAGAUCGCCGCCCAGAUGUACGUCUUUAUAGUGGCGGGCUUUGAGACUACGGCCACAGCCUUUGUCCUCGCCCUGUACGAGUUGGCGCGGCAUGAGGACAUCCAGUGCCAGCUGAGGGAGGAGAUUGAGGAAGUCAUCGCCAACUACGGGGAGAACGGAGAACUUACCUACGAAGCUAUGCAUAAAAUGAAGUAUCUGGAGCAGGUGAUGUCGGAAACGCUUCGCAUGUAUCCCGUUGCCUCGGAGCACUUGCGUCGCGUCAAUGCCCACUUUGAGGUACCCAACCAUCCCAGGCACUAUAUACCAGCUGGUUCGCAGUUGAUCAUACCCGUCUAUUCCAUACAUCAUGAUCCGGCAUAUUAUCCGGAGCCGGAGAAGUUUCAGCCCGAACGUUUCUCAGACGAGGCCAUACAGCAGAGACCCACCUGUGCCUAUCUGCCCUUUGGCCAGGGGCCACGCAUCUGCAUUGGCAUGCGUUUCGGGCGCAUGAAGCUGGCGGUGGGUCUGAUUACCUUGAUCCGUAACUUUCGCUUCAGCCUGGCGCCCGACACCCCGCAGCCCAUGCAGUUCAAGAAUCAUUCAUUUCUGCUGCACCCAAAAGAGUUCCAGCUGCAGCUAGAGCCACUGGGCUAGAGGGCGGCAUA
This is a messenger RNA of Drosophila hydei, 1596 nucleotides long. Its product is annotated as probable cytochrome P450 6a23. NCBI's taxonomy places the organism in Eukaryota, Metazoa, Arthropoda, Insecta, Diptera, Drosophilidae. The record is from RefSeq and is a predicted model, not a curated record. The transcript is spliced from 2 exons. The coding region runs from base 38 to 1585 and encodes 515 amino acids. Gene Ontology annotation, molecular function: iron ion binding; oxidoreductase activity, acting on paired donors, with incorporation or reduction of molecular oxygen; heme binding.